Messenger RNA from Anneissia japonica, 3355 nucleotides. Its product is annotated as adenylyltransferase and sulfurtransferase MOCS3-like. Lineage: Eukaryota; Metazoa; Echinodermata; Crinoidea; Comatulida; Comatulidae. The record is from RefSeq and is a predicted model, not a curated record. Bases 298 to 1464 code for a protein of 388 amino acids. Gene Ontology annotation, molecular function: URM1 activating enzyme activity; thiosulfate-cyanide sulfurtransferase activity; adenylyltransferase activity. Gene Ontology annotation, biological process: tRNA wobble position uridine thiolation; protein urmylation. Gene Ontology annotation, cellular component: cytosol; cytoplasm. The transcript has 11 exons.
UGGCUGGGUCUAGUCUCUCAUCAUACUCUCUAGAGGCCCCUACUAGGCUAGGGGCCUAUGCUAGCUUAGGUAGCGCGUGGCGAGCCCAGGCCUCCUACCCUAGGCCUACUCUAGCCUAGGGUAGGCCCUGGCCUAAGUCAAAGUGGGCCCAGGCUAGGUAGCUCCUCCACCCGUUCUACUCUAGGACUGUGGGGCCUAUCCACUACCUAGGCUUAGGCUAGUAGGCUCCUACUAAUAAAGGCCUAGGCUAGGCCUAGUAUAGUGUUGCGAGCAUUAUGUAGGUCUAGGCAGAGUGAGAUGGCUUCUAUCCAUUCAGAACUGUCUUUAGAUAAACAUGCUAUUGGCAGGUACAGCAGGCAACUGAUCCUACCUGAAAUAGGAACAAAAGGACAGAAAUCAAUUAUGAAUUCAUCAGUAUUAAUUGUGGGGGCUGGUGGCCUUGGGUGUCCAGCCACAUUAUACCUAGCAGCAGCAGGCAUUGGAAAGCUUGGUAUUAUUGAUUAUGAUGAAGUUGAGCUGAGCAACUUACAUCGUCAGGUUCUCCAUAAAGAAACAAAUUUAAACGUUAAGAAGGCAGAGUCAGCAAGCACAUAUGCGAUGGAACUCAAUUCAGGCUGUCAAUGUAUUCCCUAUCAUGUACAACUUGAUAGCACAAAUGCAAUGGACAUCAUUAAAAACUAUGAUAUAGUUUUAGACUGUACGGACAAUGCGGCUACAAGAUAUUUGUUAAAUGAUGCUUGUGUUCUGUCUAAGAAGCCGCUCGUCUCUGGAAGUGCCCUUAGAUUUGAAGGCCAGUUGACUGUAUAUAAUCAUGAAGGAGGCCCGUGUUACCGGUGUCUGUACCCAAAACCUCCCCCUCCUGAAGCUGUUACCAACUGUUCUGAUGGUGGUGUGUUAGGUCCAACAUCAUUCAGUCAAAAACUCUUCAUGUUUGAUGGCUUAAAUGGAACAUUCAGGACAAUUUGUCUCCGAGGCAGACAGAAAUCUUGUGUAGUUUGCGGAGAUGAUCCAUCUGUUACAGAGCUUAUUGAUUACGAACAGUUUUGCGGAGCCAGUGCAACAGAUAAGUGUCAAAAAUUAAACCUAUUGGAUAAAACAGAUCAUGUGACAGUUGAGCACCUGUUGUCUGUAAGUACAACGAACACACCAAGUGUUUAUAUAGACGUGCGCCCUCAAGUUGAGUUUGAUAUUUGUCAUCUCAAGAACUUCCAAAAUAUUCCACUUAAUAAAAUUGCAAGUGAAGAGCAUAUAGCACUACUAAACCAACAAAUUACUUCUCUAUGUGCAAAUGAAGAGAAAGGCCAAUUAACAGUAUAUAUUUUGUGCAAGCAAGGAAAUGAUUCACAGAAAGCUGUUUUAAAGUUAAAAGAAAAGCUAGAUUCUACAAUUGUGAAAAUCAAAAACAUCCAAGGUGGUUUAGCAGCAUGGUCCAAUAGAAUUGAUCCAAACUUUCCAACGUACUGACAAUUGUAAGGAGAUUUAGCGGCGUGGUCCAAAAGAAUUGAUCCAAACUGUCCCACGCACUGACAAUUGUAAGAUGGUUUAGCAGCAUAUUCCAGUAGGAUUUAUACAAACUUUCUAACGUACUGCAAAUUGUAAGGUGGUUUUGCAGAAUGGUCCAGCAACAUCAACCUAAAAAUUAAGCUUUCUUUCCAACAUAAUGACAGUAAUAAGUAAAGUGUCUGACACAUGCCACUGUUAUACACUGUUGUCUGCCACUGUCGUGCUAUGCUUAUAGACCACCUCACUGUUUCACCCUGUUAGUGGUCAAUGUACAGUACUUGUGGUUGGAAUCGAAAAAAAAAUAAAAAUCAUAAUUUUACGCAAAAACAUAUUGUUUGGUCAAACUUUAUUGAUUAAUAAACUCAAAUACAUUUUCACACAAUGAAAGUAAUUAAAUGUGCAGCUUGUGAGUAAUUGAAGUUCUUUGAAAAAUGUAAAAAAAUUAUACUAUACACAUUUAAAGCAGGGGCCCCAAAUCUUAUGCAGUUCAUAAGCCUUUCGUGAGCAAGCAAUAACCUCCAUGAUGAUGUUUGAAUGUUUUUUUGUACUGCAUUAUGUGCAGGAAAAUAUAAUUAUAUAAAUGUUAAAGAGCUCAUUCAAACAGACCUCAUGGAAGUGGGCUUUCCUAACUUAGGACCCCUGUUUGAGUUGGUGUCGGUACUUUUGAUUUUGCGAGUCCACUGAUUUUUUUUUUCUAGAAUCAAAUUUAACAAAUUUAAUUCCAAAUUAGAUAAUGGUGGACAGUAAACAAUGCACCAUUCCACUAAGUGUUUCAAGUCCCAUAAACCAGCAGCAUAAACAUUUUCUUGUGGAUUCCUCAUGAUUGUUGUGUUUACUUAACACACCCUGGAGAAGGUCCACCAUCUAUUUAUUGAGAUCAACACUAAAAUUGUACAUUCAAUGGUACCUGUUGUUUUUAAAUAUAUAUAAAUACAUACCAACAUUACAAUAACAUUGCCUUACAUAUCACUGUUUACCACAAAACUGCACUAAAUACUUUAUUUGCCAUCAUGCAACCACAAUAAAAAAUAGUCCAUUAACCAAGAGCAAAAUUAUUUAAACAUCCAAAUUUGUUUUCGUAAUUAAUAAAUAAUAGAUGGAAAUAAUAUCUAUAUUUUUGACACAUAUUUUAGUAAAUAAAAUACUAAUAUGAUGGUUAUUUAAAAUGCCAUCACUUUACCAAGAGUUACAAUUCAAAUACUACUAUUCACAUAUUCAUACCAACUUAUACAUAUUCAUAUAUACUCAUACAGUACAUAAUUCAUGCAUAUUCAUAUUGGAUUCAGUAAGGUUUCCUGUACUGCCUACACUUAACAAUGCUUGCUAGACCUAAAGACUGUCUUUUACAGCCAUUGCACUCCUUUACUAUACUGUAUAACCAACCUCAUACAAACACACUAUUACAAUUAUUGUUUAAUGUAAUUUGCUUUCUACUGUAUUUGAACAAUCUGCUCGUAACACUGCUUUACGUAAAGCCCUGUCCAGACCACCAAAUUUGAUUUGACAAAAACAUGUGACAUGACAUCACAUCAUCGGCACAUCAUGACUAUAUAUGGGCAUACAACAGUCUUUUUUUUAAACAAAAUUUGAUAGUGUGGACUGAGCUUAAAGCUUUGUCCACACUAUCAAAUUUUCUGUGACAAGUUUGUGUUAUGAGCCCAUAUAUGGGCAUGAUGUCAUAUUUCACCCAAAUAUGGGCAUAUCACAUGUACAUCGCUAUAUACAGGUAAUCCAUGCUGCAAUGUCUACAAUGUGCAUUGCAAUACAGUAUCAUUCUUUGUGUCAUUCCUAAUUUCAACACUUGUCAUUUAUUCUAGAAUUGUCACAAUUUUAUACAGCGUUCUAAUAAUCA